Molecule: messenger RNA, 3989 nt
Organism: Lolium rigidum
Lineage: Eukaryota; Viridiplantae; Streptophyta; Magnoliopsida; Poales; Poaceae
Exons: 9
Coding region: 8-3874 (1288 amino acids)
Molecular function (GO): acyltransferase activity, transferring groups other than amino-acyl groups
Source: RefSeq, a predicted model, not a curated record
UGAACCCAUGGUACAGUCGACGCCACCUCCUGUUGACCGGGUGUACGUUCGAAGGGCCGUGAUUCGCAGGAGUCGGAGAGCACAACUUUGCAGUGUUCUGGAUUGGCAAAGGAUUGACAUUGCCAGUAUGGUCUCACAGCGACGGGGUGGCCGUGGCGGCAGUGGCCUUGGAAAACUCUGGAAUCAUCUCCGGCUGCAUGCUCAUCUUCUGAUGAUGGAUGCCGGGUGGAAGAUCGAGGGAAAGGAAAGGGGGGACAAGAGUAAGGUCGAUCUCAUGUACGAGUCGCCCGACAAAAUAAUGCGCCUAGUUUCCCUUCCCAAGGCUUGGAAAUGCUUUGGUCAGUGGUUGCUUAUUCAGUCGUCCAGAUUUGAUGGAAAUGACUAUGGAAAGGAAUGGAUGAACAUGUAUGACUUUUUGUAUGAUUUGAAGAACACACUCUUAUGCUUAGAGCAUGAGGUCCGGCUUCCGAAGCAAUCUCUAUCCUUCCUCCACCAGUGGCAGCUUCUUGAUCCUUUCAUGGCAGUAGUUUGCAUUGAUAAGAAGGUUGCAGCUCUGAGAAACGGAGUUGCACUGAAAGCUGUGAACAGCACAGUUACAUUCCUCAGCCAUAGUGAGAGUAAGCGGCUGUUUCGUAGGAAUGCUAACAAGCCACUUGGGCUGAACUAUCCAAGCAGCUAUAACAAGGCGCAUCCCAGGUCACGGAAAAAUCUUCUGCCGCUUCUUCUAUCUGAUGGCCAGCCUCACAAUGAGGAAAACCUGCACAAUGGACACUCUUCUAUGUCUGGAUCAAGUAAGCAUAUUCGAUAUGAAGUGGAUCAAAGGUCACUGACCAUCGAAAAAAUAAAUGAAAGAAGCAUCAGAAGUACUGCUCAUCAUACAGUGAAAGGUCUCCAAGAUGCAGCUGAUCAUGUCAGUUCAAGGCCUACUUAUUUUAGUGCAGAAAAGGAGCUUUCAUACUCAAAAAUGGAUCGGAAUGUUCAAGAUGAGUCUGAUCCGCUAUAUGUCCCGCGUAAUUAUUCUUCAGCUCACCUGGUUGAAAAUGUGCAAACUGAUGGUCCAAGUUCUCAUUUCUGUGAAGUGAUGGAAACUGUGGAUGCAGGCAAUUCUGCAGAUGGUCCUUCUGACGAGUGGCUCAUAAGACCAGACUUUCUGUUUACUCAUGAGGUUGACAAGAUGAUCCUUGGGAGAACAGAUGAUGUCAACAAUGAACAUCAUAGUGCUGCACUUGUCUCUGAGUACCAAGUGGGAAAUGAGAAUGUAAUGAAUGGACCUUCGUCUGGUACAUUAUCACUACCAGAAGAAAAGGAUUCAUGCUUCGAAGCUAUCAGAGAUGACUUCAACAAUGAACAUGAUGUUGCUGUUGUCCCUGAACUCCAAGUGGGAAAUGAACGUGUGGGGAAUGAACCUUGUGCUGGUUCAUUGUCACUACUAGCAGAAAAGGAUACAAACUAUGAAGCAAAAGAGGUUAGCCUGGAAGAGAUGUCAAAAACAGGACAGUUGUCAUCUGAAGCCACUGGUAGCGAAUUGAUGAUUGCCGAACCGCAAGUACUGUUUGUGUCCCCGCAAGACGGGAGACUCUCAUUCAUGAACAGCAGUACCUACAGCCAGGAGAUGUGGAGUUGCCUUAAUUUACCUCAUGACAACAUGGGGGCUAACAUGCAGCUGGACGACCAGCCAUCGGCUUACGAAGCGAGCUUGAUUCAGGGAUUCUUAUAUCUUGAUAGUGAGGGUUCUCCAAUUGGUUGGGAAGUAAUAAACGUAGAACCUCCUAGGCAGUUGUUCUGUGGCCCUUCUUCGGAACCAAACUUAAACGUGUCUGGCCAUUGUGGUGAACUGAGCAUGGAAAAUCAGGCACCGACAUCGGGACAAAUGCAAAUAUCAGAGUUUGAUCCAAAUCCAAGUAAGAAGGGGCAAAAAAGGUCUGAGAAGGUUGCAGAUAUCCAAGACAAAGUUAGCAGGAAGAAACAGAAAGUAAACGACGGUCAUAUAAGUGACUGCAUAAUUGGUCAAUGCAUGGGUAGUAGAGCUGAAAAUCCCACUGGUUGUUUAGCUUAUAGUGAGGAACUGCAGAUAAGUGCAUCAAUCAGUGAGCAGGCCCGUUUGAAUCUAGUGCACAAAAUGAAAGUCCACAAAGAACAAGAUGAAGAUAGUAGUGAACCCCCAAAACAACUCAUGUCAGAACAACCGCUCAAAAAUGAUGUCAAGUUUGGGAAGAAACCAUGGAGUCGUAAAUCCAGGUUUGACGAGGAUGAUCUUUUGAUGUCAGCUGUAAUAUAUAGGCUGACUGCCCGUUACAGGAACUCUUUUAAUCGAAUGCUCAUAAAUAGAGCUGGCUUCAAAUGUCUUCCCAGAUCUCGCUGGGAGGAUGAAGAAAAAUGUGACCAGAAGAGGUUUCCUGAAGGAGCAAGAACGGUGUUGAGCAAGUUACUUGAGAUGGGCAUUGUUGGUACAGAGAAUGUUCUUCAAUAUAAAAGGCCAGGAUACAAACACGUGCUGAAAGGUGGGAACAUAACCAAGCAUGGAAUUCGGUGCCGGUGUUGUGACACCACAUUUACCAUGUCCAACUUUAGGUGCCAUGCAGGUCUCAGACAAAAAACCCCCUCUCUGAAUCUUUUCUUGGGUUAUGAUAAAUCCUACAGCCUAUGUCAGCUUCAAGCAUGGUCUAUUGAGUAUAAGGCGAGGAAAGAACGUGCAAUGGAUACUAUGUCACUACAAGCAGAUGAAAAUGAUGACACUUGUGCAUUAUGUGGUGAUGUCGGUGAACUAAUAUGCUGUGACAACUGUCCUGCUAGUUACCAUCAGGCCUGCUUGCCUUGUCAGGAAAUUCCAGAUGACAGCUGGUACUGUUCUAGCUGCCUGUGCAAUGUUUGCGGGGAAGUGGUCAAUUCAAAGGAUCCAAAAACUAUCCUACAUGCUUUAGAAUGCUCACAGUGUGAAUGUCGAUAUCACAUAAACUGUGUAUCGGGUAAAGUUUUGUGUGAUGAGGAAGGUGGAACUGGUACCUGGUUUUGUGGAAGAAGAUGCCAACAGAUUUAUACAGCCAUGCGUUCUCUUGUUGGAAUACCUGAUCACACCGGUGACGAAUUUUCUUGCACCAUACUUCGUAACAAUGAUGAUCAAAAGGUUCGCUCAGCUGCAGAUAUUGCUCUCCUGGCCGAGUGCAACAUGAAAUUAGUUAUUGCCUUGAGUCUUUUGGAAGAAUGUUUCUUGCCUAUUUUCGAUCCGAGAACGGGGAUAGACAUAAUGCCCCCUAUGGUGUAUAACUGGAGGUCCAACUUUGUACAUUUGGACUACAAGGGGUUCUAUACUAUAGUCCUGGAAAAGGAUGACAGCAUUCUUUCUGUGGCGUCCAUCAGGUUACAUGGUGCAAGUGUAGCAGAGAUGCCUCUGAUAGCUACUUGUUCUGAGAAUCGGCAACAGGGGAUGUGCAGGCAACUGGUGGAUUACAUCGAGGAGAUGCUGAAAGCGCUGAAGGUGGAAAUGCUGCUUCUAUCCGCAAUACCAAACCUAGUUGAUACGUGGACAUCAGCAUUCGGGUUCAGGCCGAUAGAUGACUCUGACAAGAAGAAGCUGAGCAGGGUCAGGCUGGUCUCAGUCCCUGGAACUGUUCUACUGAAGAAGGAUCUGUACGAAUGUUCAGAAACCGAAGCAGGGGACGGCAUGGAGCACCUCUCACGUGGCCACCAGUUGUCGUCGGCGCAAGGAACUCCAUCCGUCGCCAAGUCCAAACAUCCGCAGCCGUCGUCUGAAGUUAUCGUUCCAGUUUGCGCGACGGAGAACAGCCUCGUUGAUGAGCUAGGAGGCUUGAUGAUCGGCCCGGAGCGUGUCGGUCCUCCGUCAGCUGUUGCCCUUGGUAAACGUCCUGCAAAUUAGACCUCCUUAGCGCGUGGUACUGUCUUUGCGCUGUGUAAAUUAUGUUACCGUCGAUGAUGCGAGGUACAUGUUGAGGCCGGCACCUGGCUUCGCUGUGCUGGCUGAGCCCUGAACC